Molecule: messenger RNA, 1163 nt
Organism: Colletotrichum godetiae
Lineage: Eukaryota; Fungi; Ascomycota; Sordariomycetes; Glomerellales; Glomerellaceae
Exons: 2
Coding region: 77-1054 (325 amino acids)
Source: RefSeq, a predicted model, not a curated record
AUUUCUAACCUGUUCAUUUCCCUCAUCUCACUCUCUUUCUUUAAAGACCACACUCGCUUGAACACAGACAACCCAAAUGAAGUCAUCAGACAGAAUCGCCCUGCUCCUAGCAGCGGCAGCAGCAGCAGCAGGCCCGGCAGCAGCCUUUACAAACACCAAAGUCGACUUCUUCAUGCGCAAGAAUAUCGACCCUAUCGUCAUUCCGGGCCAGUACAAGAGCCACAUGCACAGCUUCUUUGGCAGCGACGCGGUCAAGGUGAAUAUGAGCUCGACGGCCGAGUUGCAAAAGGGGUGUUCUACGGCGCAGAAUCCGAAUGAUUUUUCUGUUUAUUGGAUCCCGACCCUCUACCACGUCCAAGGCGAAACCCGAACACCCAUCGAGCCAGUCUCCUUUGUAGCCUACUACAACUUUGACAAGGACCCGGCCGAGGUGCCCAUCCCGCCCGACUUUUCCGUGGUAGCGGGCAACUCCAAGGCCGCCACCGAAGCGGACCUGGUCCCCGGCGCCGACGUGACCUGGCUCUGCCAGAACCAGGCGUUCGACGCGGGCGGGAAAGACCACGCGCAGUUCCCGCAGGAGACGUGCUCGACUUCGUUGCAGGCCGUGUUGUGGUUCCCGGACUGCGUUGACGAGACGACGCUCCGAUCCGCCUACUCUGAUAAGAAGAGCGGGACGUGUGCGGCGGGGAUGAAGAGGAUGCCGCAGUUGCGGUUUAGUAUUCGGUAUGAUACGAAAAAGGCGGUGCCGGAGGGGUGGAAGGGUGGGGAUCCGCCUAUUGAGCUUGCGUGUGGCGGGAGUCGGUGUCUUCAUGGGGAUUUUGUGAAUGGGUGGCUGGAGGAGGCGGCCAAGGCUAUGGUUACGGGGUUGAAGAGCAAGAGGGAGUUUGAGGCUGUUGAUGGGCCGAAUGGGAAGGCUAGGGCGGGGAGUGUUUGUGAGAGGGAGGCGAGGGAUGCGGAUCCGGGGAAUGGGACGGGGGAUUGGGCGGAGAGUGUGAAGUUGAUGGGCGGGAAGAGGAGGAGGAGGAGGGGACUGGUAAGGAGGAUGGGGUUGUGAGGUUUGGGUUGGGUUGUUUGCUUUCGCCCCUUUUGCGGAGGAUGGGAUAGCAGGAUAUGGCCUGGCGUGAGGACCAGGGCUUGGAUUGUUCGGUCUUGGCUGAAUGAAA